CUGGGACAACUGCUGACCGCGGAGAAGGCUUUUGCCAUUACCGCCUACUAUAAUAUUCUGCGCAAUACAAUGACCAUCUAUUUUCCCAUGGGCAUCUCGCAGUUCGCCGAGCUGCUCGUUUCCAUAGGCCGCAUACAAAAGUUUAUGAUGCACGAGGAGACCAAAGUGCGCGACAAGUCCAACGAUCUGAAUGAACAAAAGCUGGGCAAUAAACCGCUAGCCAGCCUGGUAGAGGAGCCAGCGGCGACAGUCACCGGUGUGCUGAAGGCAAGCAGUCGCCGGCCCAGCGAGGCUGAGAGCAGCGUAGUCAUCAGCAAGAUGAAGGCCAAGUGGGACUCAAAGUCGACCGAGUACACGCUAGACAAUCUGAGCCUCACGUUCAAGCCGCGGCAGCUAGUGGCUGUCAUUGGACCCGUCGGUGCCGGCAAAUCCAGUUUGAUACAGACCAUUCUCGGGGAGUUGCCGCCCGAAUCGGGCACCGUAAAAGUGAACGGCACCCUGUCGUAUGCAUCGCAGGAGCCGUGGCUCUUCACUGGCACAGUUCGUCAGAAUAUACUGUUUGGUCUGCCCAUGGACAAGAGCCGCUAUCGUCAGGUGGUGAAAAAGUGCGCGCUCGAGCGCGAUUUUGAGCUGCUGCCGUACGGAGACAAGACAAUUGUGGGCGAGCGUGGCGCCUCCUUAUCGGGUGGCCAGAAGGCACGCAUCAGUCUGGCGCGUGCCGUGUACCGCAAGGCAGAUAUCUAUCUGCUGGAUGACCCGCUCAGCGCUGUGGACACCCAUGUGGGCCGUCAUCUAUUCGAUCAAUGCAUGCGUGGCUAUCUGCGGGAUAACAUUGUACUCCUGGUUACGCAUCAGCUGCAAUUCUUGGAGCAGGCCGAUCUUAUAGUCAUCCUGGACAAGGGCAAGAUCAGUGCCAAGGGUACCUAUGAGUCCAUGUGCAAGAGUGGUCUAGACUUUGCCCAAAUGUUAACCGAUCCCAGCAAGAAAGAUGAGAGCGCCGGCGAUGCGCCCGACAAACGAAAAUUAUCGCAGAUCAGCAAGCGCAGUCGCGCGAACAGUGUCUCAUCCAUGGAAUCUGGCGCCGAAUCUGUGGUCAUGGAGUCACCCAUGCAGACCCAGGAGAACCGCACCGAGGGACGCAUUGGCAUGGGUCUCUAUAAGAAAUACUUUGCUGCCAACGGUUACUUUCUGUUCAUUGUGUUUGCUUUCUUUUGCAUUGGCGCCCAGGUGUUGGGCUCUGGCGGCGACAUGUUCCUGUCCUACUGGGUAAACAAGAAUGGGGAAACGAAUACGGAUACCUUUAUGUCACGUCUGCGUCGCUCCUUUAUGCCGAGAAUCAAUAGCGAUACCGAUCCCGUCGAUAUAUACUACUUUACGGCCAUUAACGUCUUAGUGAUUGUGUUCUCCCUGGUGCGCAGUGUGCUCUUCUUUUAUCUGGCCUCCAAGAGCUCCACGACGCUGCAUAACAGAAUGUUCCAGGGUGUGACACGUGCGGCGAUGCAUUUCUUCAAUACAAACCCAUCGGGUCGCAUAUUGAAUCGGUUCUCCAAGGAUCUGGGUCAGGUGGAUGAGAUAUUGCCAUCGGUCAUGAUGGAUGUCAUGCAGAUAUUCCUCUGCAUUCUGGGCAUUAUUGUUGUGCUGUGCAUUGUGAAUGUCUGGUAUCUGUUGGUGACGUUUAUACUGGUCGUUAUCUUCUAUCUGCUGCGCGCCUUCUAUCUGACCACGUCCAGAGAUGUUAAGAGAUUGGAGGCGAUAACUCGCUCGCCCAUCUACUCGCAUUUGAGCGCCUCGCUGAAUGGUCUGGCCACGAUACGCGCUUUUGGCGCACAGAAGGAGCUCAUUGCGGAGUUUGAUAAUUUCCAAGAUUUGCACAGCUCUGGAUUUUAUAUGUUCCUGGCGACAAGUCGUGCCUUUGGCUACUGGCUGGAUUUGGUUUGCGUGCUUUAUAUUGCCAUAAUUACACUCAGCUUUUUCCUUUUCUCGCCAGAAAAUGGCGGCGACGUUGGCUUGGCUAUAACACAGGCCAUGGGCAUGACGGGCAUGGUGCAAUGGGGCAUGCGUCAGUCCGCUGAGUUGGAGAACACCAUGACUUCGGUGGAACGCGUCGUUGAAUAUGAGGAUCUGGAGCCGGAGGGCGACUUCGAGUCCAAGCCGAACAAGAAGCCACCCAAGGAUUGGCCCGAUGAGGGUAAAAUUAAAUUCGAAGAUCUGAGCUUGCGUUACUUCCCCGACAAGGAUGCGGACUAUGUGCUGCGCUCGCUGAACAUUGCCAUCGAUGCCUGCGAAAAGGUUGGCAUCGUUGGACGCACUGGCGCCGGCAAAUCGUCGCUGAUCAAUGCACUGUUCCGACUGUCCUACAACGAAGGCUCCAUUCUAAUCGAUCGCCGUGACACCAAUGAACUGGGCCUGCACGAUUUGCGCAGCAAGAUUUCCAUUAUACCACAGGAGCCGGUGCUGUUCUCCGGCACCAUGCGUUACAAUCUGGAUCCGUUUGACGAAUACUCCGACGCGAAACUCUGGGAGUCACUGGAGGAGGUCAAGCUGAAGAAGGUGGUGGCCGACCUGCCCAGCGGACUGAUGAGCAAAAUUUCCGAGGGUGGCACCAACUUCAGCGUGGGUCAGCGCCAGCUGGUGUGCCUCGCGCGUGCUAUUCUGCGCGAAAAUCGCAUUCUGGUCAUGGACGAGGCCACGGCCAAUGUGGAUCCACAGACAGAUGCCCUCAUACAGAACACGAUUAGGAGCAAGUUCAAGGAUUGCACAGUGCUGACAAUUGCGCAUCGUCUACACACGGUCAUGGACUCGGAUAAGGUUUUGGUUAUGGAUGCCGGACGUGCCGUUGAGUUUGCAUCGCCCUUCGAGCUGCUCACCGUCAGCGAGAAAAAGGUAUUCCACAGCAUGGUCAAACAGACGGGCGACGCCACAUUUGAUGCGCUGCUCAAGGUUGCACAAAAGGCGCAUGAGGAUAAUUUGCGCGCGAAAAAAGAUUCUUGACAUUUCGCUGUGCCAAAGGCUUUUAAAGACUACAUACUUAAGAUACUGGAACCAAUUACGAACCACCCGGCUGCCAAUGCGCGCAUACAAAAGACCUUUCUGUUUGCGGAGGCUUCCAAACAGAAACUAUUGGGGUAGCCCAAGAAUAAGUAAUGCAAAAACACACAACAAAAUAAAAACAAUUAAACAAUUAUAGUUAAGCAAACAAUUUUUGUAACACGCAGAUGUACAAAUCAAAUAUCACUAAAUGUUAGUUGAAUUGAUUAUAGAACUAUAGUACGAAAUGUAUGACAAUAAGC
Messenger RNA from Drosophila novamexicana, 3290 nucleotides. RefSeq names its product probable multidrug resistance-associated protein lethal(2)03659. Gene Ontology annotation, cellular component: membrane. Gene Ontology annotation, molecular function: ATP hydrolysis activity; ABC-type transporter activity; ATP binding. The record is from RefSeq and is a predicted model, not a curated record. The transcript is spliced from 6 exons. Gene Ontology annotation, biological process: transmembrane transport. The coding region runs from base 70 to 2991 and encodes 973 amino acids. NCBI's taxonomy places the organism in Eukaryota, Metazoa, Arthropoda, Insecta, Diptera, Drosophilidae.